Messenger RNA from Momordica charantia (bitter melon), 2394 nucleotides. It is a transcript of the gene MHX, whose product is annotated as magnesium/proton exchanger. NCBI's taxonomy places the organism in Eukaryota, Viridiplantae, Streptophyta, Magnoliopsida, Cucurbitales, Cucurbitaceae. Gene Ontology annotation, cellular component: membrane. The record is from RefSeq and is a predicted model, not a curated record. Gene Ontology annotation, biological process: metal ion transport; transmembrane transport.
GAGCUAAAUUUAAUUAAUAAUCUCAUUCUUCCGAUAGCAUGGACGGUACAGGUACGUUGAAUCCUGUCCAGUUUCCCUCCGCUUCCACACAUCACAAAUAAAUGCCUUUAGACCGCAUAAAUUUUCCAUCUCGUCCGAUUUUUCACAGUGAUGCUCCGGUGCCGGAGGGAUCACUGGGAGGGUGAUGUUCCGGCGAAUAUUGAUUCAGCGGUCAGAUUAGUCUAGAUACUGUUUAAUUCUUAGCUGCGAUUAACGUCUUCCGUAGGCCCUCGCUACCGGUGUUUUACAAUGUCAUCAAAGAGAACUAGGAAAAACUUUACAAAGACAGCGAAAAAAUUUGUGGUUCAACAUUAACUAUAAUGUAGCUACUAGCUAGAGCAUGUGUGAGCUCGGAUGGUACGACAAGAAACUUGAGUUGGAAAAGUAGUCUUCCGUGUGUCAUUUUUGGUUUCAAAAACCUCAUGGAACCUAAACUUGAGAACUAACUUGGAAAAAAUGGUUGAUCCAUUGAGCUCAUCAACCAAUUCAUCUAUUACUGGCCCAUUGAUGUUCUGCAAGAAAAAUCGAUCCCCCUUGAUUGGACUUGUGACUCAAAGUUGAUUAAAAUGGCAUCAUUAGCUAAAGAAAGUGGACAACAAAUUUCUAGUAGUAUUGAGAUCGGCAAAUGUGAGAGCUACUUAGUUUUUAGUGGCGAAACUUCCCUUGGGGAGUCAUUUCGGAUAUUCCUAUAUUUUAUGGGCCUUGCUUAUUGUUUCAUUGGAUUGUCUGCUAUUACUGCUCGAUUUUUCCGGUCCAUGGAGAAUGUUGUGAAGCACUCAAGGAAGGUGGUAGAGAUAGAUCCAUACACCAAUACUGAAAUUAUUCGAUAUGAGAAGGUCUGGAAUUUUACCAUUGCAGAUAUCAGCUUACUGGCAUUUGGCACUAGCUUUCCUCAAAUAUCAUUAGCUACUAUUGAUGCUAUUCGAAAUAUUGGCAACCUGUAUGCUGGAGGUCUGGGACCUGGAACACUAGUUGGUUCUGCUGCUUUCGACCUUUUUCCCAUUCAUGCUGUUUGCGUUGUUGUGCCCAAGGCAGGAGAGUUGAAAAAGAUAUCUGACCUAGGAGUUUGGCUAGUUGAGCUCCUUUGGUCAUUCUGGGCCUAUAUUUGGUUAUACAUUAUUUUGGAGGUAUGGACUCCAAAUGUAAUAACUCUUUGGGAAGCUUUGUUGACUGUGCUACAGUAUGGAUUACUGCUGACACAUGCUUAUGCUCAAGAUAAGCGGUGGCCCUACUUGUCUCUUCCCUUUGCAAGAACUGAGAGGCCAGAGGAGUGGGUACCACCUGAGACUGCUACAUGCAGACGGGAGAAUAUCUAUGGAGAGAUAUUUCAAGCCCAUGAGAAUGAGAUUAUUGACAUUUUCUCUGUUCAUGAUAAAAAUGAAAGAGUGUAUCAUGAAGUUCCUGGACAUGAUGUUGCUGAAUCCUCCUGUAGUAAAUUUCCGGAGGAGACGGAUGAGAAUAUAGACCACCCACAUGUGCUUACAGUUUGGAAACAACAAUUUGCGGAUGCACUCUCGUUGGAAACUUUGGAAUCAAGAAAGCUGAACAACAUCCACUUACGACUUGCGAGAAUAUGCUGGCAGCUGCUUCUCGCUCCGUGGAGACUUCUGUUUGCAAUUGUGCCUCCUUAUCACAUUGCUCAUGGAUGGCUUGCCUUUAUUUGCUCUCUUAUUUUCAUCAGUGGGAUAGCUUACAUCGUCACUAAGCUCACAGAUCUGAUAAGCUGUGUCUCAGGAAUAAAUCCUUAUGUCAUAGCAUUUACGGCCUUGGCAAGUGGAACUUCAUGGCCAGAUUUAGUGGCUAGUAAGAUUGCUGCUGAGCGUCAGACAACUGCAGACUCGGCCAUUGCAAACAUUACAUGCAGCAACUCAGUGAACAUAUACGUGGGAAUUGGAGUUCCAUGGCUGAUUAGCACUGCCUACAAUUUCGCAGCGUAUCGAGAGCCCCUGAGGAUAAAGGAUGCAGCAGGCCUCAGCUUUUCUCUGCUGGUAUUUUUCUCAACUUCUGUGGGYUGCAUUGCUGUUCUUGUAUUCAGGCGUGUGACAUUAGGUGCAGAACUUGGAGGGCCAAGGCUGUGGGCUUGGGUUACGUGCAUAUUCUUCAUGUUGCUUUGGCUUAUUUUCAUUGUGCUGUCUUCCCUCAAGGUUUCUCACAUCAUAUGAAACUCAUUACUUAAUACUUAUAGUUACACCUCUCCCACCCCUCUCUUUUCACAUCCUAGUUCAAGUUAGUCUUAAGUUUAAGUUUUACGAUCCUAUUUAUUUAUGGUGCGAUUGGUUGGUGUUUUAGAGAAACAGAAAUAUGGAAACAAGUGAUUUAAUGAAAAACAUAGUUAUAUUUUAUGUUUCUAUCUUA